Messenger RNA from Carcharodon carcharias (great white shark), 2758 nucleotides. RefSeq names its product mitochondrial rRNA methyltransferase 1 homolog (S. cerevisiae) (gene mrm1). Gene Ontology annotation, molecular function: RNA binding; RNA methyltransferase activity. The record is from RefSeq and is a predicted model, not a curated record. Gene Ontology annotation, cellular component: mitochondrion. The coding region runs from base 448 to 2079 and encodes 543 amino acids. NCBI's taxonomy places the organism in Eukaryota, Metazoa, Chordata, Chondrichthyes, Lamniformes, Lamnidae. Gene Ontology annotation, biological process: rRNA methylation. The transcript has 8 exons.
CGGGGGCCUGGGCCUGGGCCUGGGCCUGCGGCUGCGCCUGCGCCUCCUCCGGACUGACUGGGCCUCGGGCCUCGGGGUACCAGCUGCCCUUUUGCCAUCUCACCCAAGCAGCCAUUCUUCACAUCACCUGUGAACCAAGAUUUGAUAAGAGCUGUUCGAAAUCGUGAGGGGCUGGGACAUUGUAGAUAGGGAGAAAACGUUCCCAAUCGAUGGAAGCAGUAAGAACGAGAGGGCGAAGAUUUAAGGUGGUUGACAAACGAAGCAAUGGUGACAUGAGGAAGAUCUUUUCAACACAUCGUGUGUGGUUAGGAUCUGAAUCAUGCUGCCUGAGAGUAUGGUGGAGGCGUUCAAAAUGGAAUUAGACAGUUCUCUGAAGAUGAAGAAUGUGCAGGAUUAAGAGAAAAAGCAGGGGAAUGGUAACAGGUGGAGUUUUUAAAACAGGCAACGAUGUCAUCUAUUAUGUCGAACGAAGCUGCCAUGUGUCUGAGGAGGAGUCUCUGGCAGUUUUCCUGGUUACAGUUUGUUCGUCAUUGUAGCUGCAAAAGGGAAAUACCCAAUGACAGAGCAUCAGUCAAACAGCAGCCCACAGUUAAAUCUGAGAAGGCAUCAAAGUCAAGUAAGAGCCACGAACGCGACUUCAAUAAGUCAGAACUGGAUGUUAAAGGUAAUGCAAAGAGAUUAACUGAGUUCCCAAAGAGCUUCCAUGGGCCUGCUGCAUUCAGAAUGGCAAAGAGGCCAGAAAUAAAUCUUCCCACUGGAACUUCAAGGAAACAAGAUGAUGCUGGUUUUAUUCAGGUGUCUCGAAACAUCUCCAAAGUCACAUACACACGAUCAAACUCAAAACCUAACCGUGUCCGUAACUUGGAAUUUCUCAACCUUAGAGACGAUGAUUUUACGAAAAGAAAAAUGCCAAAGAUCUCUCAACCCCUCGAUAGGGAAAGGGGUUCAGAGAUGUUAUUUGGCAUUGCACCCUGCAGCCUGGCACUUUCCCAAUCGCGCAGAAAGGUUUUCAAGCUGUUUGUUAAGGAAAAUCGAAGCUGGCGAACUGAAAUGCAGGGGAUCUAUGAGCGAGUUAGGGAAAUCGGCGUGCCGGUACGUCAGGUGAUGAGAAAGGUGCUUGAUAGGUUAUGUGAGGGCCAAGUUCACCAAGGCAUUUGUCUCGAGGUGACACCACUGGACUAUGUGAACUAUGAUCAAUGCUAUUCAACUGAUAUUGAUGGUCCUGCAUUUGAACGCAGUGACAGACCGAUCUUGUGGCUGGCACUGGAAGGAAUCCAGGACCCCAUGAAUAUGGGAGCUGUGCUUCGAUCAGCACACUUUCUUGGGGCAGAUCUUGUUCUCGUAAGUCAGCAAAACAGUUGUUCUCUAACACCGACUGUGAGCAAAGCUAGUGCUGGAGUUGUAGAAGUUAUGACUGUAUAUUGCACGCCUAGUUUGCCACAAGUGCUAAAGGCAAAAGCAGCCCAAGGCUGGCAAAUAGUAGGAACAGUUGGAAAGUCUACAAAGGAUGCCAGUGCACCAAUCAUCCCUUGUGCACAGUUCCAGUGGAAUAAACAGACCAUCCUGGUUUUAGGAAAUGAAGGUUUUGGCCUUUCCGAUGAAAUCGAAAGCCUUUGUAACGCAAUGCUGACAAUACCAGCAGGUAGAAGCUUGCAACCUGGGAUUGAAUCCUUAAAUGUGUCUGUUGCUGCAGGUACCACCAAGAGGAUGUUGACGACAUGGAUCUUCAUGCUAAUUUUGCUCUGGAGGCGUGGAUCAUCUUCAUUGGUGGUACAUUUAUCCAGCUUGCGAGGCUGUUUAGAAAGAUCGUUCUUUGCCUACCCCGAUCUCUCUUACCAUCGACCUUCCUUCUUCACUACCUCUCCAAAAGGUGUUCCGCUGCGUGCUUAUAUAAAUUUAUGCUGGUGUGUGGCAGUCUCAGAGCAAAACAUGCUGUGCCAGAGCACGUCAUCACAAGAAUUGUUUUGUCUACUUCAGUUUUCUUUAAUGCAUCGCAAGCACCUAACUUCCAGGUGUCGGGAAGAACAGCGAACGGCAAGCAUGGCAACACAUUCCACGUCUGCGCUGGUGAGGUUGUGAGCCCCUGUAGUCGGUGAGGAGCCUCAGUAGAUGGGAAUACGAAGCUUUAAUGUUGUAGCCUGACUGAUGGGUCCAAUCUGUAUUCAUGUCGGGGAGUUCUCUGGGGCAAUUAGGGAUAGGGAAUAAUGGCUUGGCUUGCCUUGCCAGCAAUGCCCAUAUUCCUUGAACGAAUGAAGAAGUGCAAAAUGAUACAUUUUGGAAGGAAGAGCAAGGAGAGGCAAUAUAAAACGAAAGGUACAAUUCUAAAGGGGGUGAUGGAACAGGGAGACUGGGGUCAUUUAUGUGCAUUAAAUGAUUGAAGGUGACAGGGCAGGUUGUGAAAGUGGUUAAAAAGGCAUACAGGACUCUGGGCUUUAGAAAUAGAAGGAGAGCAUAAAAGCAAGAAAGUUAUGGUGAGGAAAAUCUGUUUUUUUAUGCAUGAAAUAGUUAUGACCUAGAAUGCACUGCCUGAGAGUGUGGUGGAGGCAGAUUCAAUCAUCGCCUGCAAAAGGGUAUUAGAUAAGUGCCUGAAUUUGCAGUACUAUGGGAAAGGGCAGGGAGCAGAACUAGCUAAAUUGCACUUGCAGAAAUUCAGCAUGGACUUGAUGGACCAAAUGGCCUCCUUUCUGCUGUAACCAUUCUAUGAUUCUAUUAGAGAAAAAGAUUUCAUUCUGCUGUAACCAUUCUAUGAAGCUUAAUA